Molecule: messenger RNA, 957 nt
Organism: Adineta ricciae
Lineage: Eukaryota; Metazoa; Rotifera; Eurotatoria; Adinetida; Adinetidae
Source: the annotation of a GenBank genome assembly
AUGAACAAGACAACAACAACAACAACAGUGGCAAGUACAAGAGAUGAUGUCAGUAUAAGUUUAUCAUUAGCACCAUAUGAAUUAAAUGUUUAUUUUGGUAUGUUCAUAUGGAUAACAGGUAAUAUUGGUUGUAUUGGAAACGCAAUAGUAUUUAAUUCACGAAUGUUCGCUAAUCAAGCAUAUGCAAGAUAUUUAUUUUGUCAAGCAAUUCAAGAUUUUAUAUAUUUUAAUUUUGUAUUCAUGUCGCGAGUAGUUCAAAAAGGUUUUCGGGUACCAUUAACAACAAAAUAUUUAGCAUUUUGUAGAAUUCGCCAAUUUUACACAUUUUGGGGAAAUCAAAUUUCAUUUAAUAGUUUUGUAUUUGCAACAAUGGAUCGGAUUUUAGCAACACAACGAUCAACAAAUUUACGAAACUGGAGUAAUCGUGUGACAUUAUCGUAUAAAAUGGUAGCAGAUGGAAAUUGUGGUCCGCCACCUGGUAUUUAUGCAACAUGGGAUGAAUGGUUUGAAAAUGCAACAUCAGCUGUGCUACCACCGAUAUUAAUGUUUCUAUUAGCAUUUCUUUUGAGACGAAGUGUUCAUCAUGUUAUCCAACGAAGAAUUCAACCAACAACAAAUCAAAAUAAAACAGUUCUAGAACAAAUGAGUUCGAAAUUAUCAUUAAUGUUAUUAUUACAAUGUAUAAUUGUUGUCAUAACACGUCAACGUAUAAAAUCAAAAGAGAUCGAUUCCAGUAAAUGGGACAUGGCAUCGACCAGUUCAACCAAUAAAGAGAAUGUACAACUUUCUCCGCUUCCUACAUGUAUAAACUGCAGCAAACCAGCCCAAGAACUUCGUCUACCAGUAUCUCGGGGUGUUAUUUUACAACCUGUGAAGAUUAGUAUAUCUUGCAUUGGAUCAAUUAUGAACAAAAUGCAAACGAAUUUACCCAUCAAUGGUUCAGAGCCCUUAUUCUGA